AUGGCGAAAGGCGUGGAGAACCAAAAGCGCAAGAGAGUGCUGGUGGUUGGCGCCGGGGCCGCAGGCAUGUCUUGCGCCCAUCACCUUGCCAAUCACCCAGACAAAUUCGAUGUGACUGUCGUGGAUGCUGUGAAUCACUGCGGUGGCCAAGCUUACAGUAUUCCUCUUGAUAAAGAGAAGACAGGAGCAUCAUGGCUCAAUCAAGGCGUGCAAGGUGGUUCAUACAUCUUUCACCACACAAUGACCAUGUUCGCCCGCAACGGUUACUUCGCGGACCCCGUCAAGUUACAGGUCUCCUUCGGCAAGGGUGACCAAUUCUGGACGAACGUAUUUCCUACGAAGAUGCUGGAGAAGCAUGCCGGUGAGGUCAGGCGCUUCUAUUACAUGAUCAAGGUUGCGCGCUGGUUCGAGCUGAUCUUCGCCCUCAUGCCGAUCAAGUACCUGGUCUGGCUAUGGAGGUUCAGCUCGGAGUUUGCGAACAUCGUUGCGUUGCCAAUGGUGGCUUUGUUCUUGGGCACUGGCAACUAUGCGCCUGAGGUGCCUUCGAUUAUGCUGGAGAGGCUGGUAACGAGUCCGACGUAUGGCAUGUGGUACCCACCCGACAAGGCAAGCGUGGCGUCGAAUCUGCCUCCCAUGGUAGUCUUUCCGAACUUCAGCGACUUCUACGAGACAUGGCGCAAGAACCUCGUCAAACGUGGCGUCAAGGUACGCCUCUCAACGGAAGUCACACGCAUCACAAAGCGAGGCAAGUCUGGAGUGCAGGUUAAGAUCAUUUCGCGAACCCCAGUCAAGGACAACCACAAUCCAGAUUCUGCCUGGGUCCCAAACACCGUCGAGGGGUCGAACGCGGAUGCCGACGCGGUUGAAACGACCGAGGAGUACGACGAGAUUGUUCUCUGUACACUCACCGACACGGCAAAACGUCUGCUGAAGCCGACAAUCACGACAGUCGAGAGCAAGGUGUUGGGAUCUGCAAAGUUUGCCAACGACAUUACUGUCACCCAUCAAGACAUUGACUACAUGAAGCGACACUACGAAAACUUCUACUCAGACGAGUUUGCCGUGAAGAAGCUCAACGGCGUCGACCAGACUGCUCGUUGCGACUUCGCAAAAGAGCAAUUUAAAGCCAUGUACCUUAUCCGAAUGUACCCGCAGGACUUGACGAAGCUGGAGAUGUGUUUCGACUGCACUAACUAUCAGUCGCAAUUCCCGCCCAGCGUACCAUUCGAAAAGCACGUGUUCCAGACCAUCUUCCUCAACAAGGACCGAGAUGGCCACUUGUGGACCAUCGACGAGAUCGACGAGAGCAAGAUCAUCCGAAAAGACUGGUGGCAUCAGCUCUGCCAUAGCUGGACACACUAUCUUUUUGUCGUUCCGUGGAUGUGGCUGCUGCAGGGCAAGCGCCACACUCGCUAUGCAGCUGCCUGGACCAUGAUCAACGCCCAUGAAGUAGCAUGCAUCUCUGGAAUUACUGCGGCUGUCGACCUAGGCGCCGACUAUCCUGAUGAUCUUGAGCGAGAUUACUUUGCAUUCCUAGCGUUCAGACUGUACUACUUACUGUCGUACGGACGGUGGUACCGUAGGAGGGCUACUAAGUACUCGAAAGAAGGCGAAGGGAAGAACUGGGCGUGCGGGAAUAAGUGGGGUAGUGUUUACAACGGCCCCGGAGUCAAUGCUACCGAAGAGCGCAAGAUCUGGAGGCAAGAAGUGGAGGCCGGAAGGAGCACGGAAAACAUGAUGUAA
Molecule: messenger RNA, 1743 nt
Organism: Baudoinia panamericana UAMH 10762
Lineage: Eukaryota; Fungi; Ascomycota; Dothideomycetes; Mycosphaerellales; Teratosphaeriaceae
Exons: 2
Coding region: 1-1743 (580 amino acids)
Molecular function (GO): oxidoreductase activity
Source: RefSeq, a predicted model, not a curated record